Molecule: messenger RNA, 1098 nt
Organism: Fragaria vesca subsp. vesca
Lineage: Eukaryota; Viridiplantae; Streptophyta; Magnoliopsida; Rosales; Rosaceae
Exons: 1
Source: RefSeq, a predicted model, not a curated record
AAUCCAAACAGGGCUUCUUCUAGUUUCAAGCAAUUGCUUUCAUUUGUUCUGCUGCUCGGUUUGAUACAUUUUAGCUCAGCAGGUAGAACCUUACUACCUGCUGAGACGUCGGACCAAACCCAGCAGCCUAUACUAUUCCAGUACCACAAAGGCCCUCUUCUAACCGGCAAAAUCUCCAUCAAUUUGAUCUGGUACGGAAAAUUCAAGCCUUCCCAGCGCGCAAUUGCUUCCGAUUUCAUCACCUCCCUUUCCACUUCUUCUCCAUCUGCAAACCAGCCAUCAGUUGCUACAUGGUGGAAAUCCAUAGAAAAAUACUACCACCUCGCCAAUGCUAAGAAAAGUUCACUUCUUACCCUCUCAUUGGGUGCCCAAAUCCUCGACGAGAGCUACUCUAUGGGCAAGUCCCUAUCUCAAACACACAUAAAAAAGUUGGCAGCCAAGGGUAGCCAGAGCAAUGCCAUCAAUGUUGUCUUGACCUCAUCAGAUGUUCUAAUUGAUGGGUUCUGCUCUAGCAAAUGUGGUACACAUGGUUCUUCAAGGAGCUCUUUCGUCAGAGGCAAGAGCUCCAGGUUUGCUUACAUCUGGGUGGGGAACUCCGAGACCCAAUGCCCAGGUCAAUGUGCUUGGCCAUUCCACCAACCUAUCUAUGGACCACAGACCACACCAUUGGUGGCACCCAACAACGAUGUCGGUGUGGACGGCAUGAUCAUCAAUCUAGCUAGCCUUUUGGCUGGGACCGUGACCAACCCUUUUGGAAAUGGGUUCUACCAGGGUCCCAAAGAAGCUCCAUUAGAGGCUGCCUCGGCUUGUCCUGGAGUUUAUGCUAAAGGAGCUUAUCCUGGUUACGCCGGAGACCUCUUGGUGGAUGCUACGACUGGUGCCAGCUACAACGCCAACGGUUUGAACGGGAAGAAGUACUUGCUUCCUGCUUUGUUUGACCCUUCAACCUCAACCUGUUCUACUCUUGUUUGAGAGUAAUUAGGAGAUGUGACCACGUUAGAGUAUAAAUUAUGUAGAGAAUACAGUCAUUGAUUCUACAAUUCCCAUUCUUUAUUUUUUCUCAAAUGAAAAUAAUAAAAAUUCAAAUUUCACAUGAUA